This is a messenger RNA of Tachysurus vachellii, 3505 nucleotides long. RefSeq names its product G protein-coupled receptor 173 (gene gpr173). Gene Ontology annotation, biological process: G protein-coupled receptor signaling pathway. Gene Ontology annotation, cellular component: plasma membrane. The record is from RefSeq and is a predicted model, not a curated record. The transcript has 2 exons. Gene Ontology annotation, molecular function: G protein-coupled receptor activity. The coding region runs from base 1098 to 2261 and encodes 387 amino acids. NCBI's taxonomy places the organism in Eukaryota, Metazoa, Chordata, Actinopteri, Siluriformes, Bagridae.
GCGCCGUGUAGCCUCCACAUCCACACACAGGAGGAGGAGGAUGAGCGCACUGGGCGAAAGGACAACGAUCACAGCGCUGGAGACGCGGAGAUGCUUAACUCACCAGACAGAUUAAACCCGUUUCAAGACAAGCUGUGUGGAUGUAACUGUGGCGGAGGAACACGGCUUCAGCUCCGUUUAAAAUUUCAGAGAUGGAAAUGAAGACUGUGAGGGAGCAUCAUCUUGAGCUGGAAUGCUAUUAGGGAGCGCCAAGGCGUUAUGAACACAGUACUGCGUACCUCAACAUGACACUGCCGCGUAUCACAGGAUUUUACAUUAGGCUACCAUAAAAGCGAAAUAUAACCGUCUAGCAGUGUCCAUGUAUUUGUUUUAUUCUACCACAGUGCGAUGGGAAUUUACGGAUGAGGCUUUAGGCUAGCGUUUAUGGAAAACCCGAAGACAUGACAUGCACACGAAAAAAAAGGAAACGACAUUUUCUGCUUUUUAAAUCCCGUGUUUACAUAAGCUAACGAGCCCCUGGCUGAACAACUGGGCUUGCAUUUCGACACGAAACAGUUUUUUUUGUGUUAUUUCCCCAGACGUAACCGUUUUGUUCAUUAAUUCUCUCUAUUUUUUUUUUUUUCAUCCAUCAUAUUUUUUCCGGGUCUGUUACUGGUAAACGAAUUGACAGUCGAUACUGGAUCACACAUUUGGAUUCAUGUUUGAUUCUCUGAGCGAGGUGUUCCAUUUGGAAAAGAACAAUUUUUGCAUCUUUUGUGUGUUUUUGGUUCUUGACAACUGCAACAAGCUCCCGUUCAGGCCUGCUGUCCAAGCCAAAGCCAUUGUGUUGAGGACAAACUGGAGAUUUCCAGGUGCUGUGAAGGGUCAGGAGGUGAGACAUUUUUGAAAGCAAGCUCCAAAGAGAACUUUGCAAAAUGAGGCAAUGCAGAACCAGCUUCUCCUGUUCCAUGUGAGACAACAAAGAGAGGCAACCACGUGGACGAAAGACAACUCAACCGGAGGAGGUGGAGGAGGAGGAGGUGGUGGAGGAGGUGACUGUAAAGGAGGUGUUGGUUCAAAGGAGAGAACAAAGCUCUUCUGUCAGAGCAGCAAGAGGUAUGGCCAACGGAAAUGAGAGUAGUGAUGGGUCCCAUAACCCCCUGGCAGCAGUUGUGGCUACUACAGGUGGCACAGUGAAUGGAGGGCCUUCGUCAGCUGUGUCAACCUAUAUCAAGCUUGUCCUGCUAGGGCUGAUCAUAUGCAUCAGCCUAGUGGGCAACCUGGUGGUAUCUUUGCUAGUAUUAAGGGACAGAACCCUACACAAGGCCCCAUACUAUUUUCUAUUGGAUCUUUGCUUGGCUGACACAAUUCGGUCUGCAGUCUGCUUCCCCUUUGUACUGGUGUCCAUCAAGAAUGGCUCAACCUGGACCUACAGUGUACUCAGCUGCAAGGUGGUGGCUUUCAUGGCCGUGUUGUUCUGCUUUCAUGCAGCCUUCAUGCUGUUCUGCAUUAGUGUUACACGGUAUAUGGCCAUUGCCCACCAUCGGUUUUACUCUAAGCGUAUGACCUUCUGGACGUGCGUUGCUGUGGUGUGUAUGGUCUGGACUCUGUCAGUUGCUAUGGCCUUUCCACCCGUAUUUGACGUGGGCACCUAUAAAUUCAUCCGUGAAGAAGAUCAGUGCAUUUUUGAGCACCGGUACUUUAAGGCCAAUGACACACUGGGAUUCAUGCUUAUGCUGGCUGUGCUUAUUCUAGCCACUCAUGUGGUCUACAUGAAGCUCUUGCUCUUCGAGUACAAGCACCGCAAGAUGAAGCCCGUCCAGAUGGUACCUGCCAUCAGCCAAAACUGGACCUUUCAUGGGCCUGGAGCCACUGGCCAGGCAGCAGCCAAUUGGAUUGCAGGUUUCGGCCGAGGCCCAAUGCCACCUACCCUGUUGGGUAUCAGGCAGAACUUGCACAACCAGAAUCGACGGCUGCUAGGUAUGGAGGAGUUCAAGGCAGAGAAGCAGCUUGGCAGGAUGUUUUACGUAAUCACUCUGUUUUUUCUGGUGCUCUGGUCACCAUAUAUUGUGGCCUGUUACUGGCGGGUUUUUGUGAAAGCAUGUACCAUCCCACACCGGUACCUCUCCACUACGGUGUGGAUGAGUUUCGCCCAAGCAGGGGUGAACCCCAUUAUCUGCUUUUUCCUUAACAAGGACCUCAAAAAGGGUCUGUUGGCCCAUUUGCCUCCCUGUUGUAGAACUAAACCUCAACUACCCCGUGAGCCUUACUGUGUCAUGUAAAGACAAGUGUUUAUUCAUUUCUGUUAUCAUUUCCUUUAUUUCUGUUUGGGUGGGUCACAAUUGGACAGUUAAUAUGUUUUAAAAGGUAUUUGAAAAUGGAGACAUGUGGGAUGAAUUCUUUCAUUGAAAGUUUAUUUUAUUGUUUUUUUUAUUGUGUUAUUAUUAAGGGAAAAGGUUCAGGGUUAAAAUGCGAGGCACUAAAUCAAAUACAAAUAUGUUUUGAGAAACAUUGCUAUUUACUACAGCCUUGAUGAUGCUAUCAUUCUAAAGACAAAAACUGUUUUCAUAACAAACCAUUGGUGGUAAUGAGUUUAUGAGGAUCAGAAAUGUGAUUGAUCUGAGAAAAUAGUUAAACAUGUCAUUAACAGUAAUUCAAGUAAUUCAGUGAUCAUGUACCAUUAAGCUUCAAAACUUCACUUUGGCAUAGUAAUUUCUAUUUGAAAUUAUAACUGCUAAAAAAUGCAUAUAUUACAGUAAUCAAACAAUAUUUGCAUGUAUCCUUAAAUCUUAAAGUGCCAUGGGCCAAAAAAAACUCAUGAGAGUUGAAAUUCAAAUUUGGUAUGUUAUAGCAAAUUUUGAGCAAGUCAGGAUGAAAUUUCCUGUAGAACACUUUGAUUCUCUUGGAGGUUUAGAUGCAUAGUACAGAACUAUACUGUACCUGCAAACGAGUUGGAGUUUAAUCUUUAGUUUUAUCUUUGAAGAUUAUUAGUCAGUAAUCGUACUGACACUCAUCGCAUGACUUAUCAUGUUUGUGUCCCGGUAAUAUUUAUAAAUUACUUUCCACUGAAGAAAGUUUUUAAGUGCUUAAAAAUGACUAUUUCCCAUUUGAUGUGGUUGCUGAAUCCAUGAAUCAUACAUUGAUAUCAAAACAGAAACCUUUAAAAUUGCCUAUAAUUGUCUAUAUAGCACACAUAUAUAUCAUUUUUGAAAGCAUUUCAAAUUUUUGCCUGCUUUUGAUGUUCUAGAAAAAAAAAUCCCCUAAUUAGAUGAAUGUACUAAAAGUACUGAAACUGAGAUUUCAUUCUUUUUGGCUGAUCCUAUGUGAUGUUUAACAGUACAAAAUUACCAGUUACUUGAAUCCAAUUCAAUGUCAUAGCACUGAGUGCAAAACAGUUCUCUAUAGGGUAAAAGAAAUAUGUAUUAUGAGAAAAUUCAGAACACCUAUACUUCAAUUGCUUUUUUUGGACUGAUAUUCUAUUAUAAAAACAGAAUGAAGUGUGAUAUCCAAGAAGACUAUACGUUAA